AAUGCCUUACUUUGGCAUUGUUUAUAUCUGCAUGAUGCUAUCAUACGCAUCAUCGUUAAUUCGUGCUGACGACCUUGACACUCUCCAGACAGAAUGUCCAGGACCAUUGGCAUUUUAUAAAGCAAUCGGAUGCAAACCAAUGGAAAAUGACGACAAUUGUGCAAAACAGUAUGACUGUGACAAUGUAAAAUCGUUACCAUCACAUACAUCUCAUGAUAAUAAGAUUAACGGUACUUCAUACGACGUCAGUGAAUCCUUGAAAGACGAAGAUAAUGUACGGGAAAUAUCGUCAUAUAUUAUCAAGAAUAACUGUGCUCCGGUGUAUGAUACCACACAAUCACCACAAACUGAUACUGCUGAUACAUAUAGAUGUCGUAAAUAUAUGAAGCCAAGAUAA
Bradysia coprophila is the source of this 397-nucleotide messenger RNA. RefSeq lists its product as uncharacterized. NCBI's taxonomy places the organism in Eukaryota, Metazoa, Arthropoda, Insecta, Diptera, Sciaridae. The record is from RefSeq and is a predicted model, not a curated record.